Molecule: messenger RNA, 321 nt
Organism: Plasmodium reichenowi
Lineage: Eukaryota; Apicomplexa; Aconoidasida; Haemosporida; Plasmodiidae
Exons: 3
Coding region: 1-321 (106 amino acids)
Source: RefSeq, a predicted model, not a curated record
AUGCAAAAAAAUAUGCAGGAUAACAGUAAUAAAAAUGAAUUUAGUGAUAUGAAAGAUAAUAAGAAUGAAGGGAAAGUAAAUGAAAACAGUGGAGAAAAUAUGUACAUUUUUGAUGAGCCUGAUGAUGAAUUGGAAGAAUUUGAAGAAAUGGGAAGUGUAGCUUUAAAUGUAGACACAGACUUGGAAAAUUGGGAAGAAGAUUGGGGAGCAGCAGGAUGGGACGAUGAUGAUGACGAUGACGAUAAAUUUAUUUUAAAAGUUGAAUCGGAAUUACAAAAAUUUAAAGCUAAUAUGGAAGCAGAAAAGGAUUUAAAUAAAUAA